AUGAAUGAUGCAGAAAAAGAAAAAUUAUUAAUAAAAUUAAAUAAAAUUCAUGAAGUAAUUGAUAAAAGAAUUUUAAAUUUAAAUGAUGAAAUUGAAAUUCAAAUAAAGUUAAUUCAAGAUAAUAAAAAUCAAUUACAAACUACAACUCAAGAUAUCGUUAAAAAUGAAACCGAAUCUUAA
Messenger RNA from Dictyostelium discoideum AX4, 180 nucleotides. RefSeq lists its product as hypothetical. The transcript has a single exon. The coding region runs from base 1 to 180 and encodes 59 amino acids. NCBI's taxonomy places the organism in Eukaryota, Evosea, Eumycetozoa, Dictyosteliales, Dictyosteliaceae. The record is from RefSeq and is a predicted model, not a curated record.